UGCAGCGGAAGUGUUGAGUAGUUGAACCCUUGCACUAGUAUGUGAGAGCAACCGAAAUGAACCACAUACUAUGCCCACUCCUGGACGAAUGCGUGGUGAUGUACCUGGACGACAUCCUCAUCUACUCGCGCGACAUGCAGCAACACAUCCAACACCUGCGACGCGUCUUUGAUAUUCUUCGACGAGAAGGAUUCUACGUCAAAUUAUCCACGAGCGAAUUUGCCCUCGAGAACGUCCAAUUCCUCGGACACAUGGUGAGCGCUCAAGGAGUUCACGUCGACCCCAAGAAGAUCAAAGCCGUACACACGCAGAAGAUACCCAAGAAUGUGAAGCAGUUGUAUCAGUUCCUAGGCUUCGCUAACUAUUACGACAGGUUCGUGCCACAGUACGCGAAAAUCGCAACACCGCUCACAAAUCUGCUGAAGAAGAACACGCCCUAUAAGUGGGAAUCAAAACAUCAGGAAGCCAUGGAGCAGCUGAAACAAACACUCACGUCCACACCCGUACUCAUCUUGCCAAACCCCGAACGCGACUACGUCAUCGAAGGUGACGCUAGUGACCAGGCAGUGGGAGCAGUCUUGAUGCAAGACCAAGGGAAUGGACUGCUCUUUAGCCAGUGCCGCAGCUGCAGCAGCCGCAGUAGCAGCAACUGCAGCAGCAGCAGCAGCAGCAGCAGCAGCAGCAGCAGCAGCAGCAGCAGCAGCAGCAGCAGCAGCAGCAGCAGCAGCGGCGGCGGCGGCAGCAGCAACCGCAGUGGGGUCUUGGAAGUGUUGGGUGCGGUGGGGGCUCUGGAGGUGCGGCCCCGGGGCGCGUCCUAGUGUCCACCCUAUGGUACUUAGUUC
Messenger RNA from Closterium sp. NIES-67, 842 nucleotides. The record is from the annotation of a GenBank genome assembly. Lineage: Eukaryota; Viridiplantae; Streptophyta; Zygnematophyceae; Desmidiales; Closteriaceae.